GAGCUCGGCAUUCGAACCUCCCUCGCAAAGACGCUCCCCGGCCCACAAUGCACCGCGGCGGGCAGCCUUUGAAAAAGCGGCGCGGCUCGUUCAAGAUGGCGGAGCUCGACCAGUUGCCUGACGAGAGCUCUUCAGCAAAAGCCCUUGUCAGUUUAAAAGAGGGAAGUUUAUCUAAUACAUGGAAUGAAAAGUACAGUUCUUUACAGAAAACGCCUGUUUGGAAAGGCAGGAAUACAGGCCCUGCUGUAGAAAUGCCUUUCAGAAAUUCAAAACGAAGUCGACUCUUUUCUGAUGAGGAUGACAGACAAAUAAAUACAAGGUCACCUAAAAGAAACCAGAGGGUUGCAAUGGUUCCACAGAAAUUUACAGCAACAAUGUCAACACCAGAUAAGAAAGCCUCACAGAAGAUUGGUUUUCGGUUACGUAACCUACUCAAGCUUCCCAAAGCACAUAAGUGGUGCAUAUAUGAGUGGUUCUAUUCAAAUAUAGAUAAACCACUUUUUGAAGGCGAUAAUGACUUCUGUGUAUGUCUAAAGGAAUCUUUUCCUAAUUUGAAAACAAGAAAAUUAACAAGAGUAGAAUGGGGAAAAAUCAGGCGGCUUAUGGGAAAACCACGGAGAUGUUCUUCUGCAUUUUUUGAGGAAGAGAGAUCAGCAUUAAAACAGAAACGGCAGAAAAUAAGGCUCUUACAACAAAGGAAAGUUGCAGAUGUUUCACAAUUCAAAGAUCUCCCAGAUGAAAUUCCUUUGCCUCUGGUUAUUGGAACCAAAGUUACAGCACGAUUACGUGGUGUUCAUGACGGUCUGUUCACUGGACAAAUAGAUGCUGUGGAUACUCUUAAUGCUACUUAUAGAGUAACUUUUGAUAGGGCGGGGCUUGGAACCCAUACCAUCCCUGACUACGAAGUUCUUAGUAAUGAGCCUCAUGAGACGAUGCCAAUUGCUGCCUUUGGACAAAAACAGCGGCCUUCUCGAUUUUUUAUGACCCCACCACGGUUACAUUAUACUCCUCCUCUCCAGUCACCAAUUACGGAUAAUGAUCCUUUAUUAGGACAGUCACCUUGGAAAAGUAAAAUUUCUGGCUCUGACACUGAAACAUUAGGUGGUUUUCCAGUAGAAUUUCUUAUUCAAGUGACCAAAUUAUCCAAAAUUCUCAUGAUUAAAAAGGAACAUAUCAAGAAAUUAAGGGAGAUGAACACAGAAGCGGAAAAACUGAAAUCAUAUUCCAUGCCUAUUGGCAUCGAAUUUCAGCGGAGAUAUGCAACAAUUGUUCUAGAACUUGAACAGCUGAACAAGGACUUAAACAAAGUUUUGCAUAAAGUUCAACAGUACUGCUACGAGCUUGCUCCAGACCAGGGGCUCCAGCCCGCAGACCAGCCAACAGACAUGAGACGGCGCUGUGAGGAGGAAGCACAGGAGAUCGUUCGGCAGGCAAACUGCUCGACAGGACAGCCCUGCGUGGAAAAUGAAAACCUGACAGACUUAAUCUCCAGGCUUACAGCUAUUUUAUUACAAAUUAAGUGUCUAGCAGAAGGAGGAGACCUGAAUUCCUUUGAAUUCAAAUCACUUACAGAUUCAUUAAAUGAUAUCAAGAGUACAAUAGAUGCUUCUAAUAUCAGUUGCUUUCAGAAUAAUGUAGAAAUCCAUGUUGCACAUAUUCAGAGUGGCCUGAGCCAGAUGGGAAACUUACAUGCCUUUGCAGCAAAUAACACCAACAGAGACUGAGUAGAAGGUUUAAUUAUUCCAACUGUAUAGGACUUCGUUUUUGAGACAUUCUUUUCCUUUAUAGGCUUACAACACCAAAUAACCUAACUGCUAGAUAACAAGGGAAAUUUAAAUCUCCAAGUAAUGCAUUUUAAUAUACUGUACUGCUUCUUAAACCAGCAUUACUGACCAGCAUUAUAUUUAUUUUUCUUUUAUUAUUCAGAUGCAGUAGCAUUGCUUAUGUUACAUAUGUCUGUUAGCAAGUAUUUUUAAAUUGAAAAUGUCUGAACAUAAUAUAGUUUCAUGGAAGAAUACAUUGACCAUUUUUUUUAAUGUACAUGAAUUCAACCCAACACAUGCAGACAACUACUGCAAUGGAGAACAUGAAGAAACAUCGUCUUCUUGUGCAUAUCGGUGGCAAUGUGGAAAUUCCAUCUGGAACAUUACAACUCCAGUUGAUUUAGUUGAUCACCAUCUCAGUCUUCAAAAGAUAAUAUCAUGAGGUGUGGGAAGUCCUGGUUUUAAGGAAGCCACUGGAAUAUAGAUGGGAAAUAUGGACUUUACAAGUAUAUAUGGUAUAUACUUGCAAUGUGACAUGGUUCUGUAGAUCAUUUUAUAAUAAUAUUUUAAUUUAUCAUAAUUUAUAAAAGAAACCUUUGUUGUUUGUUGAAAGAAAAUGAAGGAGCAGGAAAAAAGAUUACUGCAAAAUGCUAAAUUUCAGCAAAUGGAUUUGGCAUGUCUUUUCCCGUUGAUUCAGGGCAAAAUGUGCUAUUGUUAUGAGAUUUAUAUUUAAAGAAAAAAUGAUAACACACUAUUUUCAUAUUUUUUGUUUAUUUGCACAAAUUUAAACCAGAUUACUGGUUAAAAUCCCACAGUACACAAUUUAUGAAGUAAAAAGAUUUUUUUCAGGAAAACAAAUACAAUAACCAGUGCCAUGAAAUGGAGAAGAAAGGUUUGUUUUUGUUUUUUUAAGGAAAACCCUGCCUAAAAUGUUACUCUUGUAAAAAGUGUGUAUUUGGAAUAUUCUUUGUUUUAAUAUAGAAUAUUACAAAGUCAAAAUAUAACAAAUUGUUUUCAGAUUUGGAAUUUAAGCUAUAGCUGUAGAGGUGAUUUUGUUUCUUUUAGAUGUCUCAUAAAAUGAGACUUUUUAUAUGUUAAUGUAUAUUAAAACUGAAACAAGAUUAUUUUCCAUUCGAAAUUUUUGUAUAGUUUAAAAAUGCUUCUGUAUUCUUUGUUGAUAUUGUGCCACUGCAAAACUUUAGUGCAGAGUUUAUAUUUAGCUAAACUGUUAUGUUAAUUAAGAAAGGCAUAAAUCUUUUAUUCUUAAUAUUUGUAAUUCUAAAUAAAUUGAUCUAUGAAAAUUAA
This is a messenger RNA of Galeopterus variegatus (Sunda flying lemur), 3068 nucleotides long. It is a transcript of the gene LIN9, whose product is annotated as lin-9 DREAM MuvB core complex component. Gene Ontology annotation, cellular component: transcription repressor complex; nucleoplasm. Gene Ontology annotation, biological process: regulation of cell cycle; DNA-templated transcription; regulation of transcription by RNA polymerase II. The record is from RefSeq and is a predicted model, not a curated record. Lineage: Eukaryota; Metazoa; Chordata; Mammalia; Dermoptera; Cynocephalidae. The transcript has 15 exons. Bases 48 to 1724 code for a protein of 558 amino acids. Gene Ontology annotation, molecular function: DNA binding.